Lathyrus oleraceus (garden pea) is the source of this 570-nucleotide messenger RNA. Its product is annotated as secreted RxLR effector protein 161-like. The transcript has a single exon. Bases 1 to 570 code for a protein of 189 amino acids. The record is from RefSeq and is a predicted model, not a curated record. Lineage: Eukaryota; Viridiplantae; Streptophyta; Magnoliopsida; Fabales; Fabaceae.
AUGUGUAUGUGUGCUAGAUAUCAAGCAUCACCUAAGGAUUCCAACUUUAAGAUCGUUAAAUGUAUUUUGAGGUAUCUUAACGGAACCUCCAAUCACGGUCUUUGGUAUCCUAAGAAAAGUGCUUGUAGCUUAGUAGGAUAUUAUGAUUCCGAUUUUAUGGGUUACAAGUUGGAUAGGAAUAGUACUAGUGGUACUUGCCACUUAUAUGGAAGUUGUUUAGUUUCUUGUCAUAGUAAGAAACAACAUAGUGUUUCUCUUUCUACCGCCAAGGCUGAAUAUGUAGCCGCCGGUAGUUGUUGUGCACAAGUCUUAUGGCUUAAGAAACAACUAUUGGACUAUAAUUUAAAACUUGGUUGUGUUUCAAUUAAGUGCGGUAGUACUAGUGUUAUAAGUCUUACUAAGAAUCUAGUACUACACUCACGAACUAAACACAUUGAGAUCCGGCAUUAUUUCCUAAGAGAUCAUGUGGAGAAAGGAGACGCUAUUUUUGAGUAUGUUGACACCAAAAGUCAGCUUGCUGGCAUUUUUACAAAAUUGUUGUCAUCAGAAUCCUUCCAAACAAAUCUGUAG